AAAAUGAUGGUACAUUAGCUUGGUGGGCCUCAGCUUCCCUCGGAGUGUUUAUUUUAAACAGAACAGCCAGUCAUGAAAGUGUAAAAAACAAAAAGGAUGCAUUUUCUUCAUUGACCAUUUCCCCACUCCCUAACUGAAGAUUCAUGAUGAUGAACCGGGUACAACCAGAAAAUGUGCACUCCACUAUAUUUACUCCUCGGGAGUAUCAGGUGGAGUUGGUGGACGCUUGCCUGCGACGAAACACACUCUCGGUAUUGGCAUCUCGCUCCACUCGUACAUUCCUGAUCACCAUGGUGACCCGAGAGCUUGCUCACCUCACCCGAAGCAAGGACCAAGGAGGCAAGGGGCAACGAACUUUGAUUACCGGGUGGUCAGGCCCAGGCCUUGUUCGUGCCGGGGAAGCCAUUCAGCAGAACACCAACCUAGUCGUCACCACCUACACCACACUGGACCAGGUUGAUAAUUGGCCAACAUCUCGCUGGAAUCAAGCUUUUAGGGAGGCUCAGGUGUUAAUAAUGACCGUAGAUGUGAUGGAGCAAGGAUUGCAAGCAGGAGUAUUGCCACUAGACAUGCUCAACCUUCUUGUCAUUACUGAUGCUCACCGAAUGGCAACUUCUCCUACUAUUGCAAAGAUUCUAAGUCGAUGUGGAAAUUGCCGAAUCCUAGGCAUGAGUUCUCCUGUGUUGAGUCAUACCUGCUCUCCACCACAACUUGAGUCUUUUCUUAAUCACCUUCAGAAAGCCUCCUCUUGUAAAGUUGAUACUGCCUCAGAAAUAGUCACUGUAUUAAGGUAUGUAAAUAAGCCUGUUGAGAAAAUUGUGAUGUGUCGUGAUCCGUCUCCAGAGGAACGUCUGGAGGUGGAGCUGGAAGUCCGACGUUUAGUGGCGGAUGCUCUGGGUUUCCUUGGUGACCAUCGUUAUGAUCUUGUAGAAGUUUAUGGUCCGGAAUAUCAAGAGUUCUGUGAUGGAUUACCUGAUCCUAAUAAUGAACCAAGGCAAAUCUUGAUGGACUUCCUGGAUGUGCUCAAUAAUUUAGGGCUGUGGUGUGCUGAUAGGGCAGCUUUGUACGCUUUAGUAGAAGUGGAGAAAUUAAAGAAGAAAACGGCUUAUGAUCGUCACUACCUCCUCCUCUGCAUGAUCUUCACUGUCAUGGCACGAAUAAGGGCUGUUGUGGAACAAGCAUUUGAUAAAUACACAGAAUUGGAUCAGAUCUUAAAAUUUUCUACUCCCAAAGUUCUGCGUUUAGUUGAAAUUCUUCGUCAGGUGCGGCCGCUCAAUUUUAUUGACCCUCGCAAAAGAAAAGAUAAAGUGGAAAGUAACGAAAUGGCUAGAAUUGAAGCGGCUCCAACUGGAGGUGAAACUGUGAAUGAUGGAUCUUUAGUAAAAGAAAAUGAAGUUGCAAUGGUCCAAGAUGUAAAAGAAGAGAAUUUGAUUAUAGAAGCCAAUGCUAAUGUCACAUUAGGGGAACCAUCAGUUGAGAAUAUAGCUCUGGAAGAUCAUACAAAUAUUCUUUCCCCAGACAAAAUUUUAAAUAAUGUUGACUCGGUCCAUGAAGAAAUGAAUAGCCAAACUUUUCAGUCUGUUGUAGAAAAUUCAAAAAAUUCAUUUGAAAAUACCGAAUUUGAUGGUAGUUUAGUCAUUGAAAAUGUAUGUAAGACAGUUCCUAAGUCACCUAGUAAAAACAAUCAGAUAUGUGAUUACAUUUUAAGUGAGAGUGUGCACAAGUCCCCUGGUAAAUUAGCCCUGUUGGACUCGGCUGCCAGUGAGUCCAGUGUUGUGUCGUCAAGAUUACUUGGGCAGGGGGCCGAUAAGACGAAGGAAGCUGGUGGGAAGUCUUCGUGCAAUGUGUGUGUGUCUGUCAUUGAGGACUCUGGUGCAACUGGUGAGUGUGGUGAUGGUGUGUCUGGUGAGUCUGGUGAUGAGUCGGAUGAGAUUGGAGAUGGGUCAGACGAGACUGGUGAUCAGUCAAGUGAGACUGACGACGUGUCGAGUGAAAUCAGCGAUGAUGUGUCGAGUGAAACUAGUGAAGCAUCUGGCGAAACUAAUGAUGUGUCGGGUGAAACUAACGAUGUGUUGGAUGACACUUGUGAUGUUUUGGAUGAAAUGGGCGAUGUGUCAGCUGAUGCAGAGUCGGAUGCACCUGCCUCAAAGUUCUCCACAGAAUGUACAAUCAAGGCUGUGUCUGAGUCACAUACAAGUGAUUUGGAAUGUUGUACUAAUGGAAUAGAUAUUAAUGAAUAUAUGGUCCCACUGUCAGGUUCUAUGGAAGAAAUUACUGCAAAUAAGUUCAAAGAAAGUAGCAGAUUUCAGAAUGGUAUCAAGCAUGUGGGAGAUAGUGUAGAGAAUGGUAGCACUAUGUUUAUUGACAGUAUGCAAAGUACAGUACAAAUGGAUCCUGAUACAACACAAAUCUCUUGCAAUAUAUACGAAGCUAUAAACAAUAAGGAGAGUGAAGAUGGCUCAGUCUUAGAAGACGAUUUAUGUAGGCUUAAUAUUAAGGAAUCAUCUUGUAUAGAUGGCUGUGAACUAGAAAUUUUAUUGGGCUGUGAUCCAUGUAAUGGACAUUUGAGUGCCAAAAGCGAACCUCAAGAUACUGCCAAGUUACAAAAUAUUAAAAAUGUAAUACUAUGCAAUGGAUUUGCACAAGGCGGUCAUAAAUGUUUGACAUCUAGAAUCUCAAAGAAGAAUGUUGAUUUGAAAUUAAAUGGCUACAUUGACCUAGAUGAGCAUCAGUCAGGUUGUGAAGAUGGAAGUGAUAGUGUGUGUGUAGCAAAGGCAGGUAUUGAAAGCUGUGACUCAGUACAAAACCAGUUUUGCAUGGAAACUUGUCAACACAAAGAUUCCUUAGCUGAAACUUCUGCUUUUCUUGCUACCUCUGAGCUGCCCACUGAGGCAGUUGCUGCUGCUGCUGCUACUCAUGUCAGUACCACAACAAGUUCUCAUAAUGGAGUUAUGCUUGAGGAUAAUAUUGAGCAAAUGGAUGCUUCAAAUAACAUGGAAGAAACUAAGGUUAAUAUAGAACAAUCAGAGGUAACAUCAAUGCCAGACAAUGCCACAACAAAUUCUCAUAAUGGAGUUACUGUUGAUGACAAUGUUGAGCAAAUGGAUGCCUCAGAUAACUCUGAAGAAAACAAAGUUAAUGCAGAGGAAUCAAAGAUAACCUCAACACCAAACACAUGCACAGCAAGUGUGACCAAUUUUCCAGCUAACUCGGGUGUUGGUUUAAAUUCAAACAAAGAAAAAGAUCAGGCUGGAUCGUCUGCCCCGGCGGUGUCCUCGGAGGCCGCAGCCAUGGCUGACACGCUGGCAUUGCUGCUUCCGAGUGGUGGUAAGGGACGUAAACGACGUGACGAUGUGAAGGAGAAGGUAAAAGUCCAUAACCCGGAGGAUCCCGACUCUGUGUGUGGACUAAUCUUCGUGCAUCACCGUAAUAUGGCCAAAAUUAUAUACAGACUCCUUAAGGAGCUAAGUGAUAUAGGUGGGGAUUACGCUUGGAUCUUCCCUCAAUACACCGUGGAAGCCAAGGAAAGCGUGAAGGAUGACCCGAGGGCUGCAGAGGCUGAGCAUAAAAAGCAGGAGGAAGUUCUCAGACGAUUCCGUCAUCAUGAGUGCAACGUAUUAGUAUCCACACGUGUUCUUGAAGAAGGAAUUGAUGUCCCCCAGUGUAAUCUUGUCUUACGGUUUGACCCUCCCACUGACUAUCGAUCAUACGUGCACAGUUGCGGUCGUGCAAGGGGCCAGGAUACGUUUUAUUUUCAUUUAAUCACCAAAACACAACAAGACAGUUUCCUUUGUGAUAUGGCAACAUAUUCUGCCUUUCAGCAGGUGCUGGUAAGUCGGUGUGGAAGCGUGGAAGUGGGCACAGACGUAGAAGUUAUGGCCGAGGAGGCUAAUAGUGCACAUCCUCCCUACAUCACUCCUGCCAGUGCUGCUGUUACCAUGGCGUCAGCAAUAGGGCUUCUGAACAAAUAUUGCGCAAAGCUGCCGAGCGACACCUUCACUCGUCUGACAGCCAUGUGGGAAAUUGAAGAAAGUGAAACUAAUUCUGGCAAAUACUGCUGUAGGAUAAUGUUGCCAAUUAACUCGCCCCUUAAAGGAACUAUUCAGGGCCCAUGGCAAGAAAAGAUGUCCUUGGCUAAAAUGUCUGCUGCUCUAGAAUGUUGCCGUAUCCUACAUCAGAUAGGGGAAUUGGAUGACCAAUUACAGCCUGUUGGGAAGGAAAGCAUGAAACUUGAUGACCAUCUUUGUGCACCUCCAGCAGAUGAUCAAGUACCUGAAGGAAUGCCUCGUCCAGGAACUACCAAGAGACGACAGUAUUAUUACAAGAAGGUUGCAGAAUGUUUGACAGGAGAACAGCCAAAGGAGGAGCUGGAUUUAUAUGUGUACAAAUUAGACAUGGUGCUGACCUGCCCUAUACCAGAUGAGCAAAACACGCGUGGCCGUAAGAUUUAUCGACCCGAAAAGUCUGCACGCUCGUUUGGCAUUGUCACAACCAAACCCAUUUCACAGGUUAGCGGUUUUCCGGUGUUCACGCGAUCAGGGGAAGUUGUUGUCCAUGUGCGUCAAGUAGGGAGGAGAGAGCGGUAUACGCAAGAUCAGCUGGCAGCUUUGCAGUGCUUCCACAAGUUUACCUUUACUCAUGUGUUGCGACUGGAGAAGUACCCUAUAAAGUUUGACCCUACUAAUGCAAAGACGGCUUUCUACAUUGUUCCGCUUAACAAGUUAGUUGAUGGGUGUGAGGACAUUGACUGGGAGUUUGUUACAAAAAUUCAGUUGGAAGGAGACCCGAGACCAGUUCCUCCUCUUGAUGAUGAUAGAAAGAAGUUCCAGUUCGAACAUAGCCUGUACGAAGAUGCUGUUGUUAUGCCGUGGUAUAGAAAUCAAGAUCAGCCUCAGUACUUCUAUGUGGCAGAAAUAUGUGCUCACCUCAACCCUCAGAGUGACUUCCCAGAUGCUGGUUUUGAGACUUUUGAAAAAUACUAUUUAACAAAGUAUGGGCUUCAGAUUUGUAAUUUAUCUCAACCUUUGCUUGAUGUCGACCAUACGUCGGGCCGUCUGAAUUUACUCACACCAAGACACGUUAACAGAAAAGGCGUUGCUUUGCCCACUACCUCAGAGGAGACCAAGCGUGCUAAACGCGAAAAUCUGCAGCAAAAACAAAUUUUGGUACCCGAGUUGUGCACAAUCCAUCCUUUCCCAGCGUCUCUGUGGCGUAAGGCUGUGUGUUUGCCCACCAUUUUAUAUCGCAUAAAUGCUUUACUCUUGGCUGACCAGCUGCGGAUAUGUGUGGCGAGUGAAGUUGGCCUGGGGCUUCACAUUCUUCCUUCAGACUUUUCCUGGCCUCCCUUGGAUUUUGGUUGGAGCCUUGCUGAUGUGCUGAAGAAGAAUCAGGAUAACCAAAUGCAGGAGGAGAGUGCCGAAACCAAAACGGAAAACAUUUCGAAACAAAAAUCGAAGAAAGCCGAAUCACUGGGUAGUGAAUCCCCGCCCAUAAAGAAAAAGAUCACCAAAAAUGGCAUCGACAUGGAAAUAGGUACUUGGUCUAACGACAUGGCCGUUGAUCCUCCUACUCCCCCGUAUGGCAUAGAUGAUAUGAAUACUACAGAUGAUUUUGAGAUUGAUACUUUUGAUCCAAAUGUGGCUCUCCCUGAUAAUUUAACAUUACUGGAUGGGUUUACGACUGUUGACGACGAUACAGAAGGAGAAUUAGGUGCCGACUGGGGUACUGGCAUUACGGAACGCAAGUCAAAAAACGGUUGCCACAAGGAUAGUAGUGGAGAGGUUUUCAGAGUGGGUUCGCCAUCAAACUUUGAAAUUGACGGUUGGGAUAUGUUUGGUGGACCCGGUAGCUCUGGUUAUGGAGGAGGCUACAAUGGUUAUGGUUCCUAUGAUGCUUAUGGAGGUUAUGGAGACUUUCAGGGCUUGGCGGAUGAUCUUGAAGGCUGUGAAUCGGAUGUUUCUUCCGAUAUGGAUGAUGAUGACAAAAGUCAGGCAGAGAAGAUGUGGGAUGAGGAAGGGAGUAAAAGACGGGCAAGUAUGGCCAUUGAUGAAGGUUCCUCUGAUGAAGAAAUUGAUUUGCAGUGGCCCUAUGAGGAUGAAACAAUUAGAAAAGAGAAAGAAGAAGAAUUCCAUCAGUUUCUUAAUGAAAAACAAAGUUCAAUAUUAGGAAGUCCAUGUUACCUGGCUGAGAAUGACCCACUCAUCAUAGAGAAGGCACACAGAAAGAUAACAAAUGAAAAUAAAACUUUAUCAACAGAAAGAGAGAAUUUACCUGUAGGAAAAUAUACCUUACAAGGCUGUGAACAAAUAUAUUCCAUAGGCUGUGAUAACGCUCAACAAACUACCUCACCUGCCACAAGGAUUGUCAACCGUACUGAGACUCUUUCUGUUGUUAAACUAGACAAUGGUGCUGACUCUUCCUCUUGGAUGAAUAACUCUGGUGAAGCUUCCUUUAGUUUUGAUUACCAGCCAGAUCUCAUAAACCAUCCUGGCCCACCGCCCAGCAUCAUCCUUCAGGCACUCACAAUGUCUAAUGCAAAUGAUGGGGUCAACCUUGAGAGGCUUGAAACAAUAGGGGACUCUUUCCUGAAGUAUGCCAUCACCACGUUCUUGUACUGUACGUAUCCGCAACGUCACGAAGGCAAGCUCAGUUACCUGCGGUCCAAGCAAGUUAGUAACUUAAAUCUGUAUCGGUUGGGUAAGCGAAAGGGCCUUGGAGAGUGCAUGGUUGCUACCAAGUUUGAACCUCAUGAUAAUUGGUUGCCUCCUGGCUAUUUUGUGCCACGCGAAUUAGAAGAAGCAUUGAUUGACUCGGGAGUUCCUGCUGGUCAUUGGAACAUGGCUGAUUUACCAGGACUUCAUGAUUUGGCUAGUGACGAGAUACGGCGAUUAGUUCAAGAGCGGUCGGAACAAAUAAAGCGUAGUAAAACGGAGCACGUAACGAGUGAAUUAAUGGCCACACAAAAUCCUCAUGAUUUACCCAUCUUUAUCCCAUACAAUUUGCUCACUCAACACAGUAUUCCUGAUAAAAGUAUUGCCGACUGUGUUGAGGCUCUAAUUGGUGCUUAUCUUACAACUUGUGGUCCACGUGGUGCAUUACUUUUCAUGUCUUGGCUUGGAAUCAAGGUAUUACCGUGUAAAGUGGACGAGGAAUCUGAAACGGUUUUGCAAAUUACUUACGGUCACCUGGAGCCACCUCAGUCACCUCUCUAUCAUUGUCCAGUAACGGAUACUUACAUGCAGCUGGAGUUGCUACUCAGUGGGUACACGGUAUUUGAGGACAAGAUUGGAUACACAUUUCGGGACCGUUCGUAUUUGCUUCAAGCUUUCACUCAUGCUUCAUAUUACAAGAAUCGUCUUACCGACUGCUAUCAGAGACUCGAGUUCUUAGGAGAUGCUGUUCUUGACUACCUGAUAACUCGCCACUUGUAUGAGGAUAAGAGACAGCACUCUCCAGGCGCUCUUACGGAUCUGCGCUCGGCCCUGGUUAACAACACUAUAUUCGCAUCUUUGGCGGUGAAAUAUGACUUCCACAAGUAUUUUCGCCAUUUUUCCCCGGGUUUGGACCGUGUGGUGAGGGACUUUGUUAAGAUGCAGGAGGAAAAUGGCCAUAAGAUCAACGAGGAAUAUUACUUCAUGGAAGAAGAUGAAUGUGAAGCAGCAGAAGAUAUUGAAGUUCCUAAAGCGCUGGGUGAUGUGUUUGAGAGUGUAGCUGGAGCUAUUUUCUUGGACUCGGGUGGCUCCUUGGAUGCUGUCUGGUCCGUGUACUAUACCAUGAUGUGUCGAGAGAUUGAGCAGUUCAGUGGCGUAGUUCCCAAGUCGCCCAUUCGUGAGCUCUUGGAAAUGGAACCUGAGACAGCUAAGUUUGGCAAGCCAGAGCGACUAGUAGAUGGUAAGGUCAGGGUAUCGGUGGAAAUAUUUGGAAAGGGUUCGUUCUCUGGAGUUGGCCGCAAUUAUCGUAUUGCCAAGUCAACAGCAGCGAAAAGAGCAUUAAGACACCUGAAGAAGCUUCAGAUGAUGGCCAGUCAAGGUAUCUAAUGUAAGUUAAAUAAAUCGGGGUCGUAAGAGCAGGACUCGCUGGUAAUAUUAUAAUCAUGUUUGAGAUAAAUAUUCAGGAAUAUAUGGAUGAAUUAGUUAAAAUCUUCAUAUUUAUAUUAUUAGUUUGAACAUGUAAAUUCCUGAAGAUUGUACAGCUGAAUGGCAACUUAUUAUGUUUCAGUAUUUCUUGUCAUUUUCUGGGAAUUACCAAGAUAUGGACAAUGAAUUUGGGUAGUUAACCUGUGUUAGGAAUUUAUCGUCAAAAGUCAAUUUUUUAGUGUAUCCAUUUUGAUGAAGUUGUAUCAAAUGUGCAUCCAAUUUUGUUUAUAAUUUGUUACAUAUUAAGACUGUAAUUGUUGUAAUUGGAUUAUUUUUCAGUAUUAAAUGUAAAUAAGCAACAGUUUCAUUAUAUUCAGUCAAUGGAUGUACUGUACAUCCCAAGAGUACAAAAAUGCAUAUAAGCUAGUGAAGAUUCAGUAAUACAGAUAAAGACUGUACUAGAGUCAAGUGCAAUUGACAUUCUUAACUAAUGCCCAAGAAAAUUUUCUUAAGACUUAUUUUAGUACUUUGUAUUUUAUGUGGGUAGGAAAUGGCACAGGGUUAGGAGCAUUCUUUAGGUGUUUUGGGCUACAUUGUCUUUUAGCAAGCAUUAACUAGGUCACAAAUGUUUUAUUUUGGGGGAAACGACUCCGAUCUUUACCGUGAUCCCGUGGCCGUGAAAGUCGCCCACUCUUCCCGUGAUCCAUUCAGUGCAGCGGGCAGUUAUACAGGUUGUUAGAAGAUGGUUACGAGUCUUUUCUAUAUAUAUUUAUAUCUAUGUACAUGCAGUAUAUGACAUUUUGGUGCGGUAUGGGGAGUUUUAAGUAUGAUCAGCUCGUUAUAGUAGUCAUCUUCUGUUGGGUUAUGUGUGUGUACACAAGGUCAAGGCGCCUCUUAAACUUGAAUUAGAGUAUGGCAGUUUUAAUGACUAUUUUGGAAAAAAAAAAGAAAAAGAAAAAUUGACAUAUUGUGUUAGCUUUCAUGGGGAGGUAAUACUGUGUCCCGGUGAUUAAAUACUGAUAUUUUUUGUCUCGAUAUAUAUGGGUCUUUGGUGUUUAGUUUGGUUCACUCUUGACUGUCUUCUAGUGACCUAGCACUAUAACUGCACCUCCAUUAUGCUGUGAUUCUUUACCUGACAUUGAGUUCAAAUAAUGUUUAUUAUCUCAUAUAAUAGUUAUAUGGUGUUUUUAAGUGCAAAUUUGUUUAUUAUAUUGUUAAAUUUUACUUAAAUUAAAAUUUAAACAAAUUCUUAAAUGUUAUCUUAAGUUAUAUAUACUUGUAAUAUAAACUGCCAUGGUCUAGGAUUUUAUGCAUUUAGUAAACCAAAGUCAACAAGUGAGACUGCUCAUUACCACACUAAAACUUUGUUGUAUAUCACCUGGGGUAUCGCGUGCGUAUGUGGGACACUAUAUUGUGUAGCUCUGCUCUGUGCUACACACAAACACACACACACACACACACACACACACACACACACACACACACACACACACACACACACACACACACACACACACACACACACACACACACACACAAAACACACAACACACACAACACACACAACACACACACAUAUAUAUACAUAUACACACUCUCCACCUCUGUUCCACAUGACCACCACCCCACUCCCCCCACCAAUCCCUUGUAACCAAUCGCCAAUCGUAAUGGAUUGGCGCUUCUCCCCCCUGAAAGUUUCCUUCCUUUCUUCCCUGCCUCUUUCCCCCAAUCCAAUCCCCCAACCCCACUCCAGUCAUCCUCCCACACAAGCGUGUACACACACACACACACACACACACACACACACACACACACACACACACACACACACACACACACACACACACACACACACACACACACACACACACACACACACACACACACACACACACACACACACACACACACACACACGUACAAACACUAGCCCUUUCCAAGCGUCUUAAUAUCUCCAUAUAUAUUAUUUAUAGUGCAUAAUUAUUGCCUGUGGUGUAUAGGUGUAUAUUUCAGUGAAUGUUUGGCAUUACACUAAACUCAUUUAGAAUUCCUCCAAAUUUAUGUAUGCUCAAGAAAUGUAUAGUCUGUAUAUGCCUAUGCUCUUAUAAUUAUUUGUUGUCAUAGAGUGUUCUUUUCUGUGUUGAGGAUAGUAAAUGGCCGCCAACAUUUUCACCCUCAAUCUUCUAUAAAAAUUAAUAAUUGUUGUCAUUUUAAUUUCCUGUCACAAAUGAGCUAUUUCUCAAACACUGAAUUUCUUCAGGAUUUAAAAUUAUCUCUUAAAGGGAAUAUAUGAAACAUAGAGCAAAGUAUUGUAGACAUGGGUCUCAUUCUUAUCAAAUGGGGGGGGGGGGGAAGACAUCACCACAUGCUUGUACAAUACUGAUAAACAAGAAUGUGGGAAAGGAAACGUAGUUCUCGGUCAACAUGUACAGGACGAGAAAGUGGAAGGAGAAAAACACGACGGGCAGAAAGGCAGAGGUUACCAAAAGAAAAAAAAAUAGAAUUAAGAGACAAUUAUUAUUAAAGGUGCAAUAUAGAGAAAAAGACAAUAGGCCGCAAAAUGGCACGACGUUAUGAAUGAACUCAAAGACUAAGGGUUUGGGUGCCAUUUUUUUAUACAGCGCCAUAAUGCUUUAUUGGCUGACUUAUAAGCAACAGAUCUACUACAAGCAUUUAACUGCCAUUAUUUACUUUUCACUUGCAGCCCCCACCACAUGCAGUAUAUUUAAAUACUUCACAGUACCUUUACAUUUAUUUUUGUAGUCUUUUGUCAGUUAGCAUAAUGUUUAAAUUGCUCUGAAUGUCAGAAUAGAACAAAUCUUAACUGUGUGUGGGUGAUUAUUUUAUAGUUUCACUUGUUGACUGAAAGAAAUGUUUAUACUUAUAUGAUUAUAUAUGUAUAUAUAUAAUUGUAUAUAUAUAUAUAUACAGUAUAUUAAAUUUGUUAAAAACAAAGUGCCUUCUAUAAAUCAAGUCGUGCACUACUGGUUUAUGUUUCAAGGGUUUUUUCACACAUUUUUGUUUUAUUACAUAAAUUUUUGUUUGUAUUUAAGCUGAGAAUGUAAUUAAUGCCUCUAAUGUUUAUGGUGUGAUGGUGGUAAAGGAGUAAUUGGACAAGAUAUUACUUGAUUUAUCAUUGCGCAGAUUCAUGUCUUAUCUUCUAGUAGUCUGUGGUUACGUAACUCUAAUGUCCACUGAAGGAAUGGCUCUCGUAUAUUGCUGUAGUUUUAUCGUUUAGAUGUCAUUAUUUACAAAUUGUUUCAAAUUAAGUUAUUCAUAAUUGUUCAUUUUUAUUAGGUAAUGGCGAAACAAUUUCUAUUUGGCUUAUGGCAAUAUUUAUGACAGUUCAUGGUGAUGAUUUGUAGGUGAAUUAUGUAAUAGAAAAUAGAUCUCCACAAACUUACAGUAUUUUAAGCCAAGAAAAUAAAUUCCAGCUUAUUUACCAAUUUGAUUGGUUAAUUUCUUUCAUUCUUUCAGUGUCCUUUUCUCUCACUCUUUCACUCUUUCUUUGCAUAAAGUCGUGUUUAUUGAUAAAAUACCGAGUCGUAAAUUUUAAAUUUCUGAGUGACCUGUCCAGCAUUAUUGUGUAUAGUGCUCUGAAUGCCCUUUAACUAGUCACUUCUUUUGAUAUUUGGUCAUGUAUUGAGGUUCUGAUAGGUUAGCCAUGUUGUAAUUCCUCAAUAUGCCAAAAAAUUUCCAAACUUGAUAAAUGUCCAAACUUUUAAAUCUUUUCCUUAUUUUUUUAACUCGUCACUGUUUUAGGUAUAUUGAAUAUAAACUUUGAUACAAUGAGACUAUUUCAAUAUUAAUAGUGAAUAUCUGGAUAGCAUUUUUCUAUAAUGGUAAAGCAGGUGUCGGAAAAACCCUAUUUUUCUGUAAAAGUGCCAUCCAUGGGCUGAGGGAGGUAUAGUUUGCCUUUAUCGAGGUGCAUCUUAUUAAGUGAAGAGCACGUAAGUCGGCUGUAGUUACGAGAUUAUUAUAAGUUCAAUCUACAGCUGUUAGUGUUUCAAUUGUUUAGUCUUGUUUGAUUGGUCUGGUUUCCUAGAUGUGUAAUGUGUUAUAAUGUUGGUGUGCGGACAAGCUUGGAUCCUUGGUUAUGAAUUUUUCCUAGUCAAAAUAUGAUCCAAGGUUGUAUCUGUUCUGAACGGGGGGCUUACGUAGGGUAAGUGGUGUCAGGUAGGCAAUUCAUUUACUGUACUAGUGCCAUUGCAGGUGUAAUCGCUAGCUGCUAGUGCCUCUUAGCUUACAGUCAGAGAGGCAUUGACAGCUAGUGUCCUCCUCAUGUGAUUCACUCCCUGCAGUGGUGCUUAUCCAUCUAGUUAUUAAGUGACUUAAGUUUGUGAAUAAAGUUGAGUUUGCUUAGCUAUUUAAUAUUGUUGGAGUGUAACAUUGAGGAAGUGAUUUUAAGACAAAAUUCUUUUUGAGUUUAAAGGAGUACUAAUAAUGAACCUAAGUAAUACUUUUAAUUUCAUAUUAAAAAUAAAAAAAAAAGGUCCUCAAUUUUGCAUUUUGGAA
Molecule: messenger RNA, 12590 nt
Organism: Procambarus clarkii (red swamp crayfish)
Lineage: Eukaryota; Metazoa; Arthropoda; Malacostraca; Decapoda; Cambaridae
Gene: Dcr-1
Product: Endoribonuclease Dcr-1
Biological process (GO): rRNA processing; apoptotic DNA fragmentation; siRNA processing
Cellular component (GO): cytoplasm; nucleus; RISC complex
Molecular function (GO): protein binding; ribonuclease III activity; RNA binding
Source: RefSeq, a predicted model, not a curated record